GCGCAGCGGCAGAUCUGCUGCUCGCGCAGGCCUCGGCGACGCGGGAAAGCAUUAUCGACGACCCCGACCUGGCCGCGCCGGCGCAAGGCGCAGCGGCAGAUCUGCUGCUCGCGCAGGCCUCGGCGACGCUGGAACGCACUAUCGACGACCCCGACCGGCCCAGCGCCAACCAACGUGCGGCCGCGCCCGCGCUGACGGCCCAGCAGGCGGAGGGCUCCCCAGGCAGUGCCUUCCAACGACUGCUGCCGGCCCCAAAGGAGGAGCACCUGGAGCGCACCUGCUGCCUGCGCCGCGCCAGCAACGCCCAGCGGCGUUGCGCGCUUGCGACCCAGAAAUCCCCCCUUGCCCUAUGUCGCGGGCCGCCCGGAACUGGGCAGACCAAGGUCGCGGCCUGCGUGGCGGACGCCUACAUGUCGCGCCUCGCCCCGGGGUGGGGCGUAGGGCGCUUUGGCGGCGCUGCCGGAUCCACGGGCAAUUUGGCAGAGCAAAUCGGGAAGAGCCUGAACCCGGCCAACAGCGACCUGUUCCCUCGCCUGGCCGUGCGCCUCGCGCACGAGUACGCCAAGAUGUACAACAUAUCGGAGGGCGAGGUCACCGCGGGGCGUGCGAACUGGUUCCACAAGUUCCGAGCGGAAGUCGCGACUGAAGCAGAGCUCACCUUGGCCGCGCACGAGGCGGGGGCCGACCUCUGGGACAAGCAGUUCCUCAUAUGUCUCCUGGUCGAAGCAGGACAGACGUCCGAACCCAUGGCCAUCGUGUCCCUG
Prorocentrum cordatum is the source of this 764-nucleotide messenger RNA. NCBI's taxonomy places the organism in Eukaryota, Dinophyceae, Prorocentrales, Prorocentraceae. The record is from the annotation of a GenBank genome assembly.